UUCCGAACAAGAUAUUCAGGACGCGAAACUUGCAUUAAGCCUUAGAUAGUGCAUUCCAGCCCUGCAGACUCAACCACUGAUCUUCGCGUCUCGAGUUAUUGCACGUCGUAUUCUCUCAGAACAGUUUCAUUUGCAAUAUACCGUGGAAUGCAUUAGUUUCUUUGAUGAUUAACAUUUUAAUCAUUGCUUAUUAGCUAGCUUUCUGGCCAAACCUCAUGAUACGGUUAAGCCUUGGACACCAGCAUCUCGUGAAGGGCAUAUGGCCUUUUCUUUUCUUUUUUCCUUCCUACAUAUUUCUACCCCUCAUUAACUUUAUUUUGGGGCAUCUCCUUCAAAAAGCAGACAUAGCAAUGUUUCUGCUCUUCCCUUUUAACCAUUUGUCGGUUUCCCAGGACGAGAACGUUGCUUAGAAGGCUGGUAUUCUAAUAUCUUACUUCUGAAGACUUACUGCACUUUCUUUGUUUGGCUU
Aspergillus caelatus is the source of this 469-nucleotide messenger RNA. RefSeq lists its product as uncharacterized. The transcript has a single exon. The record is from RefSeq and is a predicted model, not a curated record. NCBI's taxonomy places the organism in Eukaryota, Fungi, Ascomycota, Eurotiomycetes, Eurotiales, Aspergillaceae. Bases 216 to 410 code for a protein of 64 amino acids.